UGCAUUGACCUGAACCCAACCGUACCGGCCUUCAUUUUCUUGCUGAUAACUGCAGUUCCGGUCAGAUUCAAUCCUGCGGACUGUCGCCCGGACUGGAUCCAUUUCAGUCGCCUUGAAUUUUUCCGUCAUGGUCACCUCCAAUGCGCCUUUUCGGCCAUCGCCGCUGUCUUUCGGUUCGCCUCGAGCUUCCCCGUUUCGACGUCCAUCCACCUCGAAUUCACCUCCGCAAGCGCGGCCCAGCACUCCCGGCAGCUCGCCCGGUCGCGGAUACACGCCGGUGACGUCCCCCAGCAAACUCAAGGAAUCCUACACAGUCACAGACGAGGAUGAAGUUCACUUAUCGCCUGCUCAAGAUCGCAGCCCUGUCCCUCAACCGCGCACGACACGCGAGGUGCCUCUGUCGCCGACGCGGGGGGCUACCUCCCCAGACACAAUGAUGGCGACGAAGGCGACUCAUAUGAUGGCGGCCUCAUCGGAUGCAGCCGCUCGCCUCUCACCAGCCCAGUUGCGAGAAAUACGCGAGGCGUUCCAGGUUCUGGACCGAGACAAUGACGGCUUUGUUGACAAGGAUGAUGUGGCCGAUGUCUUGGUAAACAUCGGUCAAGAUGCAUCCGCACUCUCACAAUUCUUCCCGCCCGGAGGACGCUCUACUAUCAAUUUCCCUACCUUCCUCAAUACUCUCUCACAAUUACUGGCCCCAUUGUCGACCCAGCAGGAACUUCUGAAUGCCCUGGCGGCUUUUGAUGAGGAUGACAGCGGGCAGAUCGACGUAGAGGAACUGCGCGACGCUCUCAUGCAUACCGUCCCCGAGGACGGAGAUCAAUCUCUGACCGACCGGGAGAUCCGUGAGGUGCUGAAUGGAUUCACAGGCCGUCGGGCAUUUGGGGGCAAGGGCGCACGAGGGCCCGGAGGGGGCAAGCGUGGUGAAGUAUUCCGGUAUCAAGAAUUUGUUAGUGGCCUGGUGGGUGGAACAGAGACGAACCAAUCGACACGACGCGAUGCCUGA
Molecule: messenger RNA, 1006 nt
Organism: Aspergillus saccharolyticus JOP 1030-1
Lineage: Eukaryota; Fungi; Ascomycota; Eurotiomycetes; Eurotiales; Aspergillaceae
Product: putative calmodulin
Exons: 3
Coding region: 128-1006 (292 amino acids)
Biological process (GO): mitotic cytokinesis; actomyosin structure organization
Cellular component (GO): cytoplasm; myosin II complex
Molecular function (GO): myosin heavy chain binding; cytoskeletal motor regulator activity; calcium ion binding
Source: RefSeq, a predicted model, not a curated record